Messenger RNA from Orycteropus afer afer, 705 nucleotides. It is a transcript of the gene EVI2A, whose product is annotated as ecotropic viral integration site 2A. NCBI's taxonomy places the organism in Eukaryota, Metazoa, Chordata, Mammalia, Tubulidentata, Orycteropodidae. Gene Ontology annotation, cellular component: membrane. The transcript has a single exon. The record is from RefSeq and is a predicted model, not a curated record. Bases 10 to 705 code for a protein of 231 amino acids.
CUCACGGACAUGGAACUCAUGGGACAUUACCUGCAUCUUGCCUUCCUGAUGACAACAAUUUUUUUUCUGUCCCCUGCAACAAAAGCAAACUAUACCCAUCUGUGGGCUAACAAUACUGUCUGGAAUCCAGUUACUCAAACUAAGACAGGCAAAAACCAAGAAGAAAACAUUAACACAAAUCCUACAACUCUUGAAGUAGAUUAUAAAGGUAAUUCUACAAGCAUGCCUGAAAUAGCAACAUCAUCUCACAUCAUAUCUGUAACUCCUACAGCUGAACAGGAGAUUCAUACACCUACUUUUGUCAGAAACAGUUCUCCAACAGUACAGAACACUGAAAAUACAAGCAAAAGUCACAGUGAAAUUUUCAAAAAGGAUAUCUGUGACGAGAACAACAACAAAAUGGCCAUGCUAAUUUGCUUCAUUAUAAUCGCAGUGCUUUUUCUUAUUUGUACUCUUCUAUUUCUAUCCACUGUGAUUCUGGCAAACAAAGUCUCAUCUCUCAGAAGAUCAAAACAAGCAGGAAAGCGUCAGCCUAGAAGCAAUGGUGAUUUUCUGGCAAGCAGUGGUCUAUGGCCUGCUGAUUCAGACACUUGGAAAAGAGCAAAACAACUUACAGGACCCAACCUAAUGAUGCAAUCCACUGGAGUGCUCACAGUUACAAGGGAAAGAAAAGAUGAGGAAGGAACUGAAAAACUCACUAACUAA